UAUGAGAUUUGUUCAUAUCUGCUUAAUUCUAGCUAUUGCAAAUGCAACAAAAUUCUUAGAUGAAACUACAGUUUUUGGAUAGGAAGCAGAAGUUUAAAUUACAUAUGAUCAGUCUACAUCACUAUUUACAGAAGAAUAAUUAGCUCAAAAUACAGAGGUUAGGAUGAAUAAAGAUGAACCCUUUGAUUACUAAUCAGAAUAGAUAUCACCAUUAUAAAGUGUUGAGCAAUAACAAAUUUUAUUAGCUUAUGAAAAGGAUCUCUUACCAUAAGGAGACUGUGUAAUUUUAUAUGCUGAAUGCCAAUUCAAAGGGACAUCAAAAAAAGUAUGUAAAGGAGUAGAAGAAGUGAUGAGUUUUUCCCUUCCUGUGUUUUCAAUUUAUGUUCCUGAAUUGUAUUUUAAAAUAUGUAUUAAUAGAUAACAAUUUUCAACAAUUGAUGUUAAUAGCAAUACCUAAGUUACAUUUUUAACUAGUGAUAAAUGUUUAGAUCAACCUAUUGUAAUGGCUGAUUCUCAAUUAGAUUUUUUCAUUGCAAAAUCAAUGUCAAAUUGGAUAGGAGAAAGCGCAGGUAUUAUAUUAUAAAUCUAUUAAAGAAGUAACCUAAUUGAUUUAACAAGAACAAGUAGAAAACUAAAAUACUGCAGUUGAACAAUAAACAAAUGAAACAGAAUAAGUUGAUUAAUAAGUGUAAUAAUAAUAAGAUGUAAAUGUUGAAUAACAACUUGAUUAAUCAUAAACAGAAUAACAACCUGAUUAAUCAUAAACAGAAUAAUAAGUUGAUUAAACAUAAACAGAAUAAUAAGUUGAAUAAACAUAAACAGAAUAAUAAGUUGAUUAAUAAUAAGAUUCUUCAGUUUAAGAAUAAUAAACAAUAGAGAAUGAAUAACAAUCAGAAUAAUAAAAUGAAAACACUUAAUAAUCAACAGAAUAAAGUAAUCAAUCUGAAAAUUAAGAAACAUAAGAAAAUACAAUUACUGAAUAAAAUUAAGAAAAUUAAACAUAAUAAACAGAUUAAUCUUAAGAAUAAGUAGAAUAAUAACCAGAAGUAGUUUCAUAAGAUGAGAAAUUAUAAGAAAAAGAAAUGGAAGAAGUUGUUGAAACUGUUACAGAAAUUGUAUAAUAAGUAGAAGAAAAAUAAGAAGUUGAAUUAGAGUCUGAAAAGGAAUAAUUAUAAUAAGAAGAGGAAGCUUAAUAAUAAUAGUAAACUUAAUAAUAAACUGAAUAAUCUGUUGAUGAUAUACCAUAAAAUUAAGAACCAGAAUAAUAAUAUUCCUAAACUGAAACAGCAGAACCACUUGUAGGAUAAUCAUAAUAUACAAAAUGA
Messenger RNA from Paramecium pentaurelia, 1325 nucleotides. The record is from the annotation of a GenBank genome assembly. Lineage: Eukaryota; Ciliophora; Oligohymenophorea; Peniculida; Parameciidae.